This is a messenger RNA of Triplophysa rosa, 2938 nucleotides long. RefSeq names its product PR domain containing 5 (gene prdm5). The coding region runs from base 130 to 2034 and encodes 634 amino acids. The record is from RefSeq and is a predicted model, not a curated record. Gene Ontology annotation, molecular function: transcription cis-regulatory region binding; protein binding. Lineage: Eukaryota; Metazoa; Chordata; Actinopteri; Cypriniformes; Nemacheilidae. The transcript has 16 exons.
UAUUAUGGAAGAUAAGAGCGGACUGAGAUUUACACAGGCAGCGAGCAGACAAUGACAAAUCAACUCUUAACCCGCAAAAGUAACGCGGUUAACUAGUUUUUAUAUAGAAGAAGGUGUUUUUCUGAUGUAAUGAGAAUGCUGGGCAUGUACGUGCCGGACAGAUUCGUGCUGAAGUUCUCCAAAGUUCAGGACGGGAUGGGGCUUUACACUGCCAGAGCAGUCAAGAAGGGCGAGAAGUUUGGUCCAUUUGCAGGUGAAAAGCGGAUGUUGAGUGACUUGGAUGAAAGCAUGGAUCCUCGACUGAUGUGGGAGGUUCGAGGGAGUAAAGGUGAUGUGCUGUAUAUCCUGGACGCCAGUAAUCCUCGUCAUGCUAACUGGCUUCGCUUCAUCCACCAAGCCCCCUCUCAAGAGCAGAAGAACCUGGCUGCCAUUCAGGACGGAGAGAAUAUUUUUUACCUGGCUGUGGAUGACAUUGAGACGGAUACAGAGCUUCUUAUUGGUUACCUGGACAGUGACAUGGAGGAGGAAGAGGAGGAGAAUGAGGAAGAUGAGGACAUCAAAGAUAAAGAUGAGAACAAUAGAGAUAGCAAACACCUCAGCACAGAAACGGAUCUGGUGAUUAAGAAGGAAGAUUACCCGUGUCUGCUGUGUGAAAGCAGCUUCCCCAGUGAAGAUGUGUUAGCUGAACAUCUGCAGAGUCUUCAUCAGAGAGGAAGUGCAGAGGACAAAGAGUUUAAAUGUCGCUCCUGUGGUAAAGAGUUUCCCGUCAAACAGGCCCUGCAGCGCCAUGUCCUUCACUGUACAGAGAGCUCAGCUACGACAGGAGACCCUUCAACAGUUAAUCAGUGUGCCCUGUGUCACAGCACUUUCUGUUCGGAGUCCAGUUUUGAACAGCAUAAAGAGGCAUGUAAAGGAGACGGCAGGUUCAUCUGUAAGGCCGAUAGCUGUGGGAAACGAUUUAAGAGUAAAGACGCCCUGAAGAAACACAAAGGCAACGUCCAUACAGGGAGCGCCCGCAGGAAGUUGAUAUGCACCAUCUGUAAUAAGAAGUGCUCAUCCUCACUCAACCUGCAGGAGCACCGCAAGGUUCAUGAGAUAUUCGAUUGUACCGCGUGUGAUAAAAAGUUCAUCUCUACAAAUCAGUUGAAGCGUCACAUGAUCACCCACUCCGAAAAACGUCCGUACACCUGUGAGAUCUGCAACAGAAGUUUCAAGCGACUGGAUCAGGCCACAGCUCAUAAGAUCAUCCACAGUGAAGACAAACCGUACAAGUGUAAGCUGUGCUGGAAAGAGUUCGCCCACCGAAACGUCUACAAGAACCAUAAAAAGACUCAUUCAGAAGAGAGGCCGUUCCAGUGUGAAGAGUGUAAGGCCUUGUUUCGCACCCCGUUCUCCUUACAGCGCCACCUCCUGAUUCAUAACAGUGAGAGAACGUUUAAGUGCGACCAGUGUGACGCCACCUUCAAGCGUAAGGACACACUCAACGUACACAUUCAGGUUGUGCAUGACGGACACAAGAAGUACAAGUGUGACCUGUGUGAGAAGGCUUUUGUCACACCCUCCGUGCUUAAGAGCCACAAGAAGACACAUACAGGAGAGAAGGAGAAGAUCUGCCCAUAUUGUGGACAGAAGUUUGCCAGUAAUGGAACUCUUCGAGUGCACAUCCGCAGUCACACGGGUGAACGGCCGUAUCAGUGUCCAUACUGUGACAAAGCCUUCAGCAAGAACGACGGUCUUAAGAUGCAUAUACGCACACACACACGGGAAAAGCCGUAUAAAUGCAGCGAGUGCAACAAGGCCUUCAGUCAGAAACGCGGCUUGGAUGAACACAUGCGUACACACACCGGAGAGAAGCCUUUCCAGUGCGACGUGUGUGACCUGUCCUUCAGUCUGAAGAAGAUGUUGAUCAGACACAAGCUGACCCAUAACCCAAACCGACCUAUGGCUGAAUGUUCACUGUGCCACAAGAAGUUCACGCGGAACGACUACCUCAAAGUCCAUAUGGAGAACGUACACGGAGAGACAGAGGGAUAGACAAUCAUUCACUGAAAAAUAUUUGUCAUAUACCGUACCAAGGAUUCACACAGAGUACAUUCCAUGGUUAAGUGUGGUUUAUUGAGCAGUUACUGAUAGUUAAAGCUUUAUUGUGUAGAGAAUUCACAACAAGCUACUGUUUUAGCAUCAAAUCAGUUUCAUCACCAGCAUGGAAAUGUGCAAUUGUAAAAUUAUGAUGUCUACUAUUUCUAUAUAUGCGUUUGUUCUUUUUGUAUGUGAGUUUCAAUUCAACAUUUGUCUCAACUGUUUGGAGAUGUUGCGUGACCAAAGAAAUAUCCUGCCAGUUUUCCACUUUUUUAUGUUUGUUGGUUUUAAAUGUUGUUUGCAUUUAAGUGCAUGAUUCCAUAUUUAUCAUGUUAUAUUUGCAGUAUUACUUAGGGUUUACAUGAGGUUUUUGUUUUAUAGUCAGAUUAACAUCUUGCGGUUUUAAUUUGAGAAGUGCUUUGUUUUUCUUUAGAUGAAUGACGGUAAUGUGGUCAGUCUGGUUUUUUAUAUAUUGCCGUUCUCUCUGGUGUUCAAAGGGCUGUCCGUCUUCCCAGAUCACAAUUUACUAAACAAUUGGAUCUUGCUAAACUGGUGUCGGAGGAAUCCAAUGUGAUUUGAUACACGAUUGGACAUGCUGUCUUGAUAGUUGUUCUUGAAGCCGGUUUCUAAAGCACUGUGAAAGUGGUCAUAAAAGUAUACUCAUUAUGUUUGAGAUCUACAGCAAAAAUGGACAAUUUCUGAAAUCGAUCUCUGAUCCAUAUGCAAGAGGCAGUAUUACAAUAAAGCUUAAAGAGUAAAUAUUGUGUAAUUUUUAAGGUCCUACUAUGGUUUAUGGAGUGUCCAAGAACUAGUUUACGUACAUACACGGUGUAAAAACACUUUCAUUUUCUAAUAAUAG